AUGUCGUCGCCACCGCAGCCCGAAGUUGGCCCCGCCGAUGACUUUAUGGUGGAGCAAGGUGCUGAAUUCGCUAUCUACCACGACACGGCAAACGAACCACCACACGCUGCAGACCACGAGGAUAGCUCCGAGAGUCCUAAUGUACUGCAUGAACUCCCAGUACCUCCGCCGCCGUACGAACAAGUCUCUGAACCCUUGGGAGACACAGAGGCUAUGGAAAUUUACGAUAUGGCGCAACAAUACCAAAGAAUUACAUACCUGCUACGCGAAUCUUUAGCUGGAAGGUCGCCCACAUUCACAGAGGCUGAAAUCAACCUCGCUCGUGGCUACAUGUGUAGCACGACACGAGACAAUCUGGCAGCUGUUCAGGUUGACGGAGAAUACUUUUUCGCUCAGUACAAUCAGGCCUUGGAAUUCUUCCGUACGGCAGUCAAUGGCGCCCAAGCUUACUGGGAGCAUGUGCUUUCAGAUGAUGAGUAUAGAUCUCAUACCACUGCAUCGCCAGUCAUAGAAUUUUUGCUGGUCACUCACGUUUUGUUCCCGAGGUUGCAAGGGCUUAUCAACUUUAUGUACAGUCUUGAAGGCGAACAGGCUUAG
Cordyceps fumosorosea ARSEF 2679 is the source of this 597-nucleotide messenger RNA. RefSeq lists its product as hypothetical. Bases 1 to 597 code for a protein of 198 amino acids. The transcript has a single exon. NCBI's taxonomy places the organism in Eukaryota, Fungi, Ascomycota, Sordariomycetes, Hypocreales, Cordycipitaceae. The record is from RefSeq and is a predicted model, not a curated record.